AGUCCUUCAUUGUGUCUUUCGCGCCAUCGAUUAUCUUUCGAUAAUGCUCACUAGAAUACAGUGCCCAGGCGUUUAAUAUGAAAAUCAUAUGUGCUGGUUUCUGGAAAACCGGCACAAAAAGUUUGGCGGAGGCUUUGACAAUACUUGGGUACAAAGUAUAUGACUAUGAUUAUCAACUGUUCGAAUUUCCUCAGCUGUGGAAUAAGUUAUUUGACGGGACAACUACUGACGAUGAAAUUCGCGAAGAAUUAAAGGAUGUUGACGCUAUCAUUGAUGGACCUGCAAUUGCAUUUUGGGAAGACAUAUCGAGUGCGGUUCCAGAAGCAAAGGUAAUCUUGACGACAAGAGAUGAAGAUAAAUGGUACAAUAGUUUACUCGGAAUGGUGAAUAAAACUCCAGCGAUUUUGAGAUAUUCCUACCCUUUAAUAUUCUUGACACCAACAGGAAGAAAAUUUCUUGGAACUGGUUUGCGAGUCUGGUUCUAUUGCUUUGGUGGCGGCAGUCCUAUGUUUAUGACGAAAAAUCCAGGACUACACAAGCGUAAAUUUCGUCAACACAACUGUUACGUUACUUCUUCCGUUCCAAAGGAAAAGCUUCUAGUUCUCAAUGUUGGAAGCGGGUGGGAACCAUUGUGCAAAUUCCUCGGAAAAGAUAUCCCAGAUAUUCCAUAUCCACACAAAAAUAAGGACGCCUCACAUCAUACAACUGAAGGAGGUCCUCAGCACCCUAAAAUCAAGCAAUUAAUGCUAGAGUUCAUGCUUGUAUUGGGUAUAUUUGUAAUACUCGUUUCUUACAUUUUUUACUUUCUAUAUAUUUACAUUUGCACAUGAAAAAGUUAAUUCAAGACUACCGGAAAAGCAUGACCGCCUGCACGCACAUAAAGAGAGCGGACGCAGGACGAGUUUACAUAGUUGGAGUUAAUGAAGUGUACUGGGCUCUUUCAGCAUUACGACCAGGGCUGGGAAGUUGUAUGGAAUCACAGCGACUCCAGCUCCAGCCACAAUGUACUCAAACUAUGGCUCUAGCUCCAGAGCUUUAUUUAUCCGUUUGCGCAAGGCUUCGGUUCCGGCUCCAUAGCCAUUGUAGUUUUUAACCACUAGCAUGGAAAAUCAGUCCGAAAUGCAAUCCGCAGAAGCUGGACUCAAAAGUGUGAUACAAGGGUUUUUCAUUUUAAAAUUAAUAUUAGAAAGAGCGAUGCUCAAAUAUAUGGACACGAAAAUCAAAGAGAAGAAGUAGUCGUCUAUCUUAUAUUUUACAGUACCGGUACCGCCAAAGAACUUCCGACAUUCGCGUCGCACGAGAGAAGCUGGAGAACCCUUACAAAUAAUUUGUAUUAAUUUUCAAGAGGUCAUCACACAUAAUUUUGAAGUGAAAAACGAAUUACAUAGAGCCCACAGAAAGUUUAGAAGUAAUAGCCUUCUAACGAAAAAUACAAUCUUUAACCACUGAAAAUUUCAAAGCAAUUGAUGCAUUAAGUCAAUUGACCCAUAGGUCUACUUUGCGUCCAAUAAGGAUAUUUUUUUCAUUGGUAUGAAGUAUUAGAAAAUGAUUAGAAUCUGGAGCUACUGAAUGUUCUGUCAUAUCCAGCUCCAUCUAAUAUGGCAAGCUUGGCUAUAGCUUCACCAAAAUAUCACGCAUCCAUGGCUCCAGGCUCUGGCUUCCCAGCCCUGAUUACUAACUAGGGCUGGGAAUUUCAGGUAAAACACGCUCAUCGUUGACCGGUUAACCGCAGCGUGACGUUUGAGGUGAUAAUUUUAGCUGAUACGUCACAGUGGUUAGAAAGCAAUUUCGCGUGAUCUCAUCCCGGCAUCUCUCACAAAUUUAAAUAGUUUCGUGUUCGCUCUUAAUUAAUCAUAAACUUCAAUCAUAAGAAAAUUACAGCUUAUCUAGAAUUAACGUGGAGAGUCACGUGGGACUAUUGGAUGGUGCUGUAUUUCAAUGUAUCCAAACGUGUAGGACAGGGUGGUCGAAACCCAGGCUCGGGGGCCACAUGUGGCCCGCUGUAUCAUUAUCUGUUAUCCAAUUCCACACAAUUGAUGCUUCAUUUACUCAAAAAUACAUUUUCAUGUCAAAUUUGACCAAUACCACACUUGCUAUCCGACAUUUUAUUUAGCUUUA
Molecule: messenger RNA, 2118 nt
Organism: Styela clava
Lineage: Eukaryota; Metazoa; Chordata; Ascidiacea; Stolidobranchia; Styelidae
Source: RefSeq, a predicted model, not a curated record